AUGGAAGGGGCAGAGAAGAAAGAAAUUCUCAUUGAGGAAAGAGAUGGAACCGGAAGAAUCACCCACCGCUGGCUGCACAACACCGAGUCGCAAAAAAUAACACAAGUGCGCCCGUCUCACCAAAACACCAUCCCGACUCUCACCACUGCCCUCACAACCUCAACGACAGCCGGGCUUGCCAACAUGCGUCAAAUCCUAAACGACGCAUUCUUGCCAAUCGGCUAUCCGGAAUCGGUGACUCCCGAUUACAUUGGCUACCAGACCUUCGACUCCCUCCAGGCCUUCUUCUCCACGAUCACUGGCCUCCUCGCCAAUCGCGCCAUCCUCCAAGGCCUCGGUGUCGGCGACGCGUCCUCGUCCGCCACCUAUGCCCUGCUCCUGACGAUCCUCAAGGAUGGCAUCUCCCGCGUCGCUACAAUCGUCUUCGCCUACCGCUUCGGCCUGGUCAUCGAGCCAGAGUGCAAGAGAUACCGCUACCUCGCUGAUAUUUUCAACGAUAGCGCCUUCUUCCUUGACCUCUUCAGCCCCUACUUUGACCCCUGGACCAAAGUCCUCGCCCUCGUGCUCGCAGAAGCUCUCCGCGCAAUGUGCGGUGUCGCCGCCGGCGCCAGCAAGGCCGCUCUCUCCAAGCACUUUGCCCGCCGCAACAACCUCAGUGAGCUCAACGCAAAGGAGGCAUCACAGGAGACCGCUGUCGGCCUUGUCGGUCUGCUCGUAGGCUCUAUCGUUGUGCGCUACGUCGAGAGUAGGGAGGCAGUCUUUGCGCUCAUGGUCGCGCUCGUCUUUGUUCAUCUCGGCAUGAAUUACCUUGGUGUCCGCUGCGUCCAGCUCAACGUCCUCAACCAGCAACGCACCACGAUCCUCUUCAAGCACUACCUGCAGACGAAGCGCGUGCUUUCCCCCGCCCAGGUCGCCGUGCGCGAGAGCAUUGUCUUCUGGACCCCCGUCGUCAAGGAUCAUCGCGGAGAGGUGAUUACCAAGAUUAGCUUCGCCAAGAGCUAUGCCCAUGCCAUGACUGCGGACCUCAAGAGCGCCCGCGUCCGCUUUGUCAUGCCCAUGUACAAGGAAGAUCACAAUCAGCAGUCAACCGAGAAGGGAGGUCAGAAAGCUCACCCGGAUUUCAUCCUUUGCCUCUGCGAGAGAGGAGACAUGGCCACCGUCAGAAUCCUGCUUCUGGGAGACCGCUCCCCCAUGGAGGCAAACGAUAUCAAUACCCUCAGGGCGUGGUACUACGCCACCAUGCUUGCCCACGACAGAACUCUGGGGUCGAAGGCUGGCAACAAGAAGCUUGUUCUCGGCGCUAUUUCCGUGGACGAGAUUGAGAUGGGCGAAAGCACCGAUGUGUUGGACUUCAAGGCGCUUGAGGAGGCGGGCUGGGAUGUCAAUGAGGCCAACCUGGACGCCUUUGCUCCACGUAUCAGCAUCGGAUUCGAAGACAAGAAAGAGCUGUAA
This is a messenger RNA of Colletotrichum phormii, 1452 nucleotides long. Its product is annotated as vitamin B6 photo-protection and homoeostasis-domain-containing protein. The transcript has a single exon. The coding region runs from base 1 to 1452 and encodes 483 amino acids. Lineage: Eukaryota; Fungi; Ascomycota; Sordariomycetes; Glomerellales; Glomerellaceae. The record is from RefSeq and is a predicted model, not a curated record.